AUGAAAAAUUGGUACAUAACCGGCACCUACGAGUACGUGACGGUCCAAAGGCUGGUUAUAUCUGCUUCUUGUAAUGAAACUUGGAGCUAUAAAGCUCGCUAUCUAGGAAUAAAGAAAAUAUUCUUGUAUUUUAACGUCCCACUGCUGGACACGUGCCUCCAGAACAUAUCAGAAGUGCGAGACCUAGGAUUUGAACCCACUUCACUUGGCUUACCAAGCAAGCGCGAUACAACUGGGCUACCACUGCCU
Molecule: messenger RNA, 249 nt
Organism: Brenthis ino (lesser marbled fritillary)
Lineage: Eukaryota; Metazoa; Arthropoda; Insecta; Lepidoptera; Nymphalidae
Source: the annotation of a GenBank genome assembly